UUUGGCGUUUCUUUCCAGUGGCGGGAAGUCGGCGUUCCCACUUCCCAAUCUCAUCGCGUCCAUCAGUUUGGGCGAGUGGCGCGUUUUUUUGAAUGUCUCAAGCCGUGGCCGGAGGCUGAGGAGGACGGCGGCGAUGGGGAGUGGGAGGGGGAGCGAUGGCGGAGGAAGGAAGGGUUCCCUGUCGGAGGAGAACCUGAUGGCCAUGCUCGAAUCUUCCGGCUGCAAGGACGUCCGAGAUCUCCACGAAGACAGAUUGUCCUUCCUGGAAGGCGUCCGAUCGGCGACGAUCAUCCACCGUAAUAGAUCCACUCCUACAUGGAAAAUGUAUGAUGCAGUUUUUCAAAUCCUCAAGGAUGGUUCCUGUUUAGAGUUGACUAUGGCAAGUUAUAAACUACUGGUGGACCUCGAGAAGUGUUAUCCUCGAGUAUAUUUACCAAGUUCAGGGACCUCGGCAUCUACUUCUAGUAAUUCCGUCGAUUUGGUUAUAGUCUCUGAGGCAUGGUCACCAUUUAAUUUUGGUUCCAAACAAUUGGACCUUCUUGGGGAAGAGGGAAGACCAAGGGAUGCUACAAAGUACAUAGAUCCCAUGAGUUUCUUCUCUUUAACUCAGAGUGUUGCUCAAGAGCUUUCUGAGAUGGAUGUUUGUGAAGUGAGAUCCAAAACACUCAGUAGAUUCUUGCUACUCAAUUAUCUUAUCAUUGUCCUUGAGGUGGAUUUCUUGCCUCGGUACAAGAAGUAUAAAGAAACGCUGGACUGGGACCUUCUCAAAGAAUGUCUCAUCAAUCUACUUUUGGGAUCGCGAAGAAUAAAUUUUAAAAACUUGAUCAGGGAAUGCUUGUCAAUUAUAUCAAAGAUUUCUUAUCAUCAUGGCAAGCUCAACCAUGUUGAUAGAAAUGCAAGCCAGGAUGUCUCACAUAUGUUAAUACCUGAUGGUGAUACUCAUCUACAAACUGCCAUUGCCGAAUAUAAAGAUGAAGUUUGUACGUUAGCAAAGAAGUUUUUGAUAUUUAUCAUGGAACUUGACAAUGUAAAGAAAGAAGCCGACAUGAAUGGUUUAACAACAAGAACUGAUGGUUCAAGAUUACCUCUUGUUGAGAUCAUUGUAGAUGAACUUACAUAUAAUAAAGAACUGGUGCCUCUCUUUCUUGAGGGGUUCACUGAUCCAAAAUGGAAAUUGGAAAUAAUCUUGCAAUAUUUUUGGAAGUAUUGUACAAAGAGUUUGGUACGCACCAGGAGAUCAAAUAAUUCAACAGAAGAUGGAACGCUUACUGGUCUGUUGCAAUAUUUUUUAAACGGAACUAGCACAAAAACUGUCAUCAAGAAACUCAGCAUGGAAAUUGUCCAAUUGCUUUUGGCACAUGCAUUUCAGGCCUUUCUCUCUAUACAAAUAUUUGCAAAGCAAUUCACCUUUUCUUGUAAAAAGAUGGGUUUAUGUGGCUCCCUUGUAGAGAUAUGCAAGAACUUGCAGUUGGUCUUUGCUAGUCUUAAAAAAGUUGAUGAGAAAAUGGAGAUCAUACCUUUCGCAAAAGAGGCUCUGUUCACAGCGGCCGUUCUUAGCUCAGGCAAAUGCUAACAUUUGGAGAAGGCGUCUCUGUUUUGCUCGUCUCGUGCCAAAGAGAAGGUUCAAACAGGACUCUGUAAUCCAGCACAGACAGGUUACUGGAGACGAUGGGUCUGUUAUGGUUCCGGUCUGGUUCUGAUAUACGUUUUAGAACAAGCCUAAAUGCGAACAAAAUUCCGGUACUGGUGCACAUAAAUGUCAUGUCUUGAGCAGGUCGGACCGGCGUUUGGCAGCUUUGGCCUCGAAAAAAGUCAAGUCCAAGUUUGAAUUUGAAACUAAAUCCGAGUAAUUGACUUGGUGGAUGUCAGGCCUGGAUCAUUUCUCUCUGGUAGUGAGAUCGGGAUGACUGAAAGGCUUGGUGAUAGCCCUAGAAAUUGGGUAUCCUCCUACCUGCAUUUACGUCCCCCACAGAAGAGGCCUGUCAUAUCUGAAUGAAGUUAUCAGUCUCUGGGCUGUUGCAUGAAUCGCCAUAAAAGCUGCUACACCAUCAAGGCGUGGCCCCUGCCGUGAUAGCCAUUAAUUGCCUCUGGCCAUUAAUUGCGUAUCUAUUGCUGAAAGAAGAUUUUAUUUAACAGUCUAGUUCUUCCAUUUUAGUUUUA
This is a messenger RNA of Nymphaea colorata (pocket water lily), 2160 nucleotides long. Its product is annotated as negative regulator of systemic acquired resistance SNI1. Gene Ontology annotation, molecular function: transcription cis-regulatory region binding. The record is from RefSeq and is a predicted model, not a curated record. Gene Ontology annotation, biological process: negative regulation of systemic acquired resistance; DNA damage response; negative regulation of DNA-templated transcription. The transcript is spliced from 15 exons. The coding region runs from base 134 to 1573 and encodes 479 amino acids. NCBI's taxonomy places the organism in Eukaryota, Viridiplantae, Streptophyta, Magnoliopsida, Nymphaeales, Nymphaeaceae. Gene Ontology annotation, cellular component: nucleus; Smc5-Smc6 complex.